Dinoponera quadriceps is the source of this 1875-nucleotide messenger RNA. Its product is annotated as cuticle protein 18.7-like. The transcript has 3 exons. Bases 1100 to 1642 code for a protein of 180 amino acids. The record is from RefSeq and is a predicted model, not a curated record. Lineage: Eukaryota; Metazoa; Arthropoda; Insecta; Hymenoptera; Formicidae.
CGAGCGGGCGGCGAGAGGGUGGAAAAUGGAGCGGGAUGAAACGGAGAUGGAUUUUCUUUUUUCUUUCCGUCUUUCUUACGAGGCCGGGAAGACACACGAUCCCGUUUCCAUUUCUCCGCUAGGCCGACCGUGAUCUAGAAGGCCGUCGAACGACGGCGAAGGCUGCCGCGUAAUCACCGCUGGAGCGAGCUUAUUGUUGUUUUUGCACGGUUUAGUAAGAACGCCCGUGUUUGAUCGGCGCGUUGCUUAAUCCUUUCUUGCUGAUACCGGUGGGAAUUAACUUUUCUUAAGUUGCUCGUGUUUGCGUUUAAUGGUGUAUUCGAGAGGCCUUUUGUCAACUUGUCAACUUUUCGAAGACGUCUCUUCUGUGCCUGUAUUUUGUAACUGUUAUCGAUACUGCCGUUAUCAUUAUGUUGUCGAUGCGCAGCUCUUCCAUAUUUGCGUAACGAUAACGACAGUCAUUAAAUGUUACUGAAUUUAGGCAAUAUAUCCUUUAUUCUGUAACUUAACUACCAUUAUCGCAACGACAACGUAACUUAACGAUAAUGUUUUAACAAGUUAUAGAAUAGACCUAGCGGCAACUUUGAGAAAAAGAACAGCGACUCGACGGUGUUUUUUCCUCAGAGAAACCGGGAGAAAUUGAUCUCGCAGUUGGAAAAAUUUGGUCGGAUUGGAUGUAUUAACGGCCGAUCGUGAAAAUUUAGUUGCCGAAUGAAAAAAAUUUGGCGACUAAUAGGCGACGUCGCAGAGGCGAGCGCAACGAAUUGGCUGAUCGCCUUUUACGACGGGUCCGAUCGAAUUAGCCGCGGGGCGAAUUUAGGCGAGCGUCGUAUAAAGCGCCGACAAAGGCGAUUCGCGAUUACGCGAACGAGAGCGAGAGGAGCGAGUGUCAAUGUCAGGUACGUCGAUUCUUAUUGGGCAGUGCGUAUCCACGAGCGACGGACACAUCCUGGUAGCGCGCCGUUCAGCACGGAACCUUUUUUCCCACGGGGUAUAUAAAGCCCCGGUGAACAGGGUGAUGCACGACACAUAAUCCGAGUACCUUGGCGAGUACUGAUCUUCGGCAGCGCUAAGGAGCUGAGAUUUUCUUCGAGACACCAUGCAGACCUUCGUUGUUUUUUCCGCCGUUUUGGCUUGCGCCUUCGCCCGUCCCAAUGUCCUUCUGGACAUCCCGGCCACUCUGACGCACGUCGCGCCGUUGGCUUACGCCAAGCUGGUGCCGGGUGCCCCGAUCGGGCUGGACGGCCGAGUGGUGGACACCCCGGAAGUCACGCUGGCCAAGGCCGAGCACGCAGCCGCUCACAUCAAUCAGAAGAUCGAUCUGGCCAAGGAAACAAUCAAGUCGGCCGAUCAACAUCACGUGAUCGCUUACGGUGCACCGGCUGCUGCCGUGGUGGCUACCGAGGCGCAGCUGGUGCAACCGGUCGCGCUGGCGACGAAACUGGUCCCCGGUGCGCCGAUCGGACUCGACGGACGCGUCGUCGACACGCCGGAAGUAGCAUUCGCCAAAGCGGAGCACGCGGCGGCCCACGUGAACGAGAGGCUCGGCCACCAGGCUGCGAAACUGACUUCUUCCCAUGAACUCCUGCCAGUCGUCGUCUCGGCUUACGCCACGCCGGUCAUUCAUUCCUACGUCCAUUGAAUUCGGCACGAAACCGACCCGCUGUAUCGUUCGCUUAAUGGUGUAAAUAAAUCCGCAUGAGCUCACAAGGCGUAAUCUUGCGAUCGUUUCACUGCGAGAUUCACCCUCCCGAAUAUCACACUUUGUAAUUAUGCAUGCAGCUUUUCCAAACAUUUCAUAAUUUUCCCACUCAUCCUUCAUUGUUGUUUUCACCAAUUCCAAAUUUUUGUAAAGAAACAGUUUCAUACCGCAAA